This is a messenger RNA of Cygnus olor (mute swan), 702 nucleotides long. RefSeq names its product ribonuclease H-like. The transcript has a single exon. NCBI's taxonomy places the organism in Eukaryota, Metazoa, Chordata, Aves, Anseriformes, Anatidae. The record is from RefSeq and is a predicted model, not a curated record. The coding region runs from base 1 to 666 and encodes 221 amino acids. Gene Ontology annotation, molecular function: RNA-DNA hybrid ribonuclease activity; nucleic acid binding.
AUGACCACUCAACAGGUAAUUGAGUCGAAACCAUUACCCCCUGGGACGUCUGCUCAGAAAGCAGAAAUAGUUGCCCUUAUGCGGGCAUUGGAACUAGCAGCAGGAAAGAAAGUAAAUAUCUGGACAGACUCUAAGUAUGCAUUUGGUGUGGUGCAUGCACAUGGGGCUAUCUGGAAGGAACGAGGAUUAUUGACGGCCCAAGGAAAACAAAUAAAAUAUGCUGAGGAGAUUUUAAAGUUAUUGGAAGCGGUAAAGCAACCAGAGAAAGUGGCUGUUAUGCACUGCCGGGGACACCAAAGAGGAACCGCCGACUUCGAGGUAGGGAACCGAUUGGCUGACCAAGAAGCAAAAAGGGUGGCUGAAUUGGCUGAGGUGGAAGUGCUCACUUUAAUACCAGACGGUAAAAUACAAACUUUAGGUGAAGGACAGGAACCUAGGUACACACGGGAAGAUCAAAAACUAAUUGAGGACUUGAAAGGGAAAGUAAGAUUAGAUGGAUGGGUAUAUUUGAAAGAUAAUAGAAUUGUGAUACCCUCUAAUUUAAUAUGGCCUACGGUCAUGAAGGAACAUAAUAAGACUCAUUGGGGAGCAGACACCUUGUAUAAAAAUCUGAGUCAAGUCUUAGUGGGAAGAAAUCUGUAUACUACGGUAAAACAAGUAAUCUAACAAUGCAGUAUUUGUUUGCAUAAUAACCCUAACACA